GCCCGCCUCCUCCUGCCGCCGCUUCCGCUCUCCGCGGUGCGUAGCGAGGGGGCGGGCGGCGCGGGGCGGUGCCGCCGCCGCCGCCACCCACCGCGACCCACCGCGACCCACCGCGACCCAUUGCCGCCGCCGGGCAAGGCCAGGCCAGGCUAUCCCGCGCGGGGAGCCCGCCCGUCCCCAGCCGCCGCCGCCGCCGGCCCCCCCUCCCCGACGGCUGCACGUGCUGCAGCUCCCGGGGCAGCAAUGGAGGGUGCUGCAGAGGGGUCUGGAGUCGUGGGAAGUGCUGAUGCUGUGGCACAGAAGGAGAGAGUGGUGACCGAGGAGGAAUGGCUGCAGAAAUGGAAAACGGGGAGAACCGGCUUUCACAAGGAGCAAGGGCACCCGCUCCUGCAGAAGUAUCUGGAUAUUCUUUUAAAUGGCCGGAGCGGACUGAGGAUAUUUUUCCCACUUUGCGGGAAAGCAGUAGAAAUGAAAUGGCUGGCGGACAUGGGGCACCGCGUCGUCGGCGUGGAGAUCAGCGAGCAAGCGCUGAAGGAGUUUUUCGCCGAGCAUGGUCUGCCUUAUCGUGAGGAGCCCGUGCCGGGGACUUCGGGCGCGAAGAUGUUGCAGAGCAUGUCUGGGAACAUUUCUCUCUACUGCUGCAGUAUUUACGAUUUGUCCAGUGCAAUUGUUGGCAAAUUUGAUGCGGUUUGGGACAGAGGAGCUCUAGUAGCUGUCAAUCCAUGCGACAGAGAACGCUAUGCCAGUUUGAUGAUCUCCCUAAUGGAGAAAAGUGCUUCUUAUCUCCUCGUUACUGUUUUAUAUGAUCCAAACAAACACAAAGGCCCACCAUUUUAUGUUCCUGAAUCUGAAAUUAAAAGCUUAUUUGGCAACCACUGUGAAAUUAAGUGUCUUCAAAAAGCCAAUGACUUUUCAGACAGACACAGAGAAUGGGGACUAGAUUAUUUUCUGGAGGUGCUGUAUAUACUAAAGUUUGUAUGUGAUAAAAUUAAUUAAAAUAACUUCCCAUCUUCCUUCCACCUUCCUUUUUUAAAAAUCUCACUUUUUAAAAUCAGACACAUUUUUGAACACUCUUAAAGAAGGCUUCAGCAUAUAGAAAAUGUCUAUGGAACUCUGAUCUUCUGAUGGCUUUGCUUUCAAGGUGAACUCUACUAUGUAACUGCCAUAAGUGUCAUUGUGCAUAGCUUUUUGUUAACUCCAUGUGUAAAUAAGCAUUUUAAAAGUGGAUCUUUUUCUUCUAUAUUCGUUCAAAUAAUCAGAACUAAAGAAAAUGACCUCCUGCUGCUGUUGCCAGUAGAUGUUGUCUGUCUGGAGUUAUGUAGGUCUGCCUCAGACGCUCGCAGGCCUGGGAAUAACAGCAGCAGCUCUUCAAAUACCUUUUCCUGUAAUGCAGGCCUUGAGCUAGUAACAGCAGCUGGGCAAGAGAGGCGAGAAGCUGGCACAAGUUGUUUCUCCCCAUCCCUGCUAGUCAUGAUUACAAGCCAAGAGACUAACCAGCAAUGAGCAUACAAGAAAGCUUGGCAGCAGCUGCCAAGGAGGAACUAUAAUCAAGUGGGAAAUAGGUGAGGGAAGUGAAGCAGCUGACAAUAAAACAGAGAGCAUGGGGAGAAAAUGUUCCUGCAUUUGCUUGUAAAUAUGCCACUCUCUUCUGCAAGUAGGCAGCUGGCACGCAGGUUGCACCUUGUAGGACAUGUUCAGGGAAAUACUGCAGAGCUUUUUUGCAUGUCUGCCUGGACACAGCCCCUUCUUUGAGGGUCUUCUAUUGUUGCCUUAUGGACACUUUUGCAGUUUUCAGAAUUACAGAAUUUUGGGGGCUCA
Rhea pennata is the source of this 1818-nucleotide messenger RNA. It is a transcript of the gene TPMT, whose product is annotated as thiopurine S-methyltransferase. The transcript has 9 exons. Bases 244 to 996 code for a protein of 250 amino acids. Gene Ontology annotation, molecular function: thiopurine S-methyltransferase activity. NCBI's taxonomy places the organism in Eukaryota, Metazoa, Chordata, Aves, Rheiformes, Rheidae. The record is from RefSeq and is a predicted model, not a curated record.